Paramecium tetraurelia is the source of this 1416-nucleotide messenger RNA. RefSeq lists its product as uncharacterized. Gene Ontology annotation, biological process: intracellular signal transduction; peptidyl-serine phosphorylation. The record is from RefSeq and is a predicted model, not a curated record. The transcript is spliced from 10 exons. Gene Ontology annotation, molecular function: protein serine/threonine kinase activity; ATP binding. NCBI's taxonomy places the organism in Eukaryota, Ciliophora, Oligohymenophorea, Peniculida, Parameciidae.
AUGUAUGGUUUGAAUUAUAGAAUCCCUCAUUCUAGAUAGGAUUCAGGUCAAGGAAAAAGAGAAGAGAAAUCUGCACUCAAAUAAGGGAAUCAGGGAACAUUGAUGAUUCAAAAUAAUCGCAUUGAAUAAAACGAUCAUUCUCCUUCACCAUUAUUUCAUGGAAUACAGAAAUUUUCAGUUUAAUCAAGUUAAUCCACAUCAGCGAAUCACUCAAAAUAAUCUUCAAUAUCUAAGCCAAAAUAAACACAAUAGAUGUCAUUUCUGAAUUAUUUGAUGCUUAAAAAAGAAGAUGAAGAAUAAGAUAAGCAAGUCACUUAGCAUUAAUAGAAGCAACAGUCUUUUUAAUAAAAUAAUUAUUUUACAAAUGAUCUUUAGAUUCAAAGAAACAUGUUUAAUUUUCUCUAUGUAAUUGGUGUGGGUGGCUUUGGUAAAGUGUGGAAAGUAGAAUACAAGAAGACUGGCCAAACCUAUGCUCUUAAAGAGAUGUCAAAAGCAUUAAUUAUUGCAAAAAAAAGUGUUAAUUCGGUUAUGAAUGAAAAGAACAUACUGAGUAAUCUCAAACAUCCCUAUUUGGUUAAUAUCUAUUAUGCAUUUCAAGAAAGAGAAAAUCUGUUUUUGGCAUUAGAUUACAUGUAGGGAGGAGACCUAAGAUAUCACGUAGGAAGAAUGCGUAGAUUUAGUGAAGAUCAAACAAGAUUCUUUAUGGCUUGCAUAUUUUUGGGUCUAGAAUAUAUGCACUCCUAAAAUAUUAUCCAUAGGGACAUCAAACCUGAAAAUUUGGUACUUGACAAAAAUGGUUAUGUUAGAAUCACAGAUUUGGGAAUAGCUAGACUUCUAAGGCCUGAUAACGCUCAAGAUACAAGUGGCACACCUGGAUAUAUGGCACCUGAAGUGAUGUGUCGAUAAAAUCAUUCAUUCUCUGUUGAUUACUUUGCUCUGGGAGUUAUUGGCUACGAAUUUAUGUUAGGGAGAAGACCAUACACAGGAAGGUCCAGGAAAGAAAUCAGAGAUUAGAUUUUAGCUAAAUAAGUGCAAAUCAAAAGAUCAGAAAUACCUGAUAAUUGGUCUUUGGAAUCAGCUGAUUUCAUCAAUAGACUUAUACAAAGGAAACCCUCCAAUCGUUUAGGUUUUAAUGGAGCUUAAGAAUUGAGGCAGCACACUUGGUUCAAGAAUUUCCCUUGGUAAAAGCUAUAUAACAAGGAAUUAAAGGCUCCUUUUAUUCCUCAUCAAUCUGAAGAUAACUUUGAUGCUAGACAAAUUUCAAUUGAAAAUGAAGAAAAUACAGAGUUGAUUUAAUAGAAAGCCAUGAUGCUCAGAAGAAACUCAAUCUAAACUUAAUUUGAUGGAUAUGAUCUUAAUAACUUUACUUAGACAAGUGAGCCAAUCAAAUAACAACUUAAUAAUAUUAAUUAUUGA